GUGCAGCCCGUGGGCAGCCAGCGCGAUGACAACGGGGACCAGCGGAACUCCCUGGGCGACUGCUCCCUCGACAGGGCACCCUCCCGCCAAGGGCGGAAGCCGACCGACGAAGGGGCGCGCCUUCUGAGGCCGCGGAUCCCGUUCCCGCUGGCCGGGGGCGUCAACGCGACCGCCUACCUGGACAAGGCGCGCCUCUGGCAACGCUGCAGCCUCUGCGCGGGCGAGAAGCCAGCCAGCGACCAGCAGUGCCAGAGCAGGAUCUCGCUGAGAGUCCAGGUGGAGCUCUACGACUCGUCGGCGGAGAGGGAGUACCAGUUG
Molecule: messenger RNA, 318 nt
Organism: Prorocentrum cordatum
Lineage: Eukaryota; Dinophyceae; Prorocentrales; Prorocentraceae
Source: the annotation of a GenBank genome assembly